Molecule: messenger RNA, 720 nt
Organism: Podospora pseudopauciseta
Lineage: Eukaryota; Fungi; Ascomycota; Sordariomycetes; Sordariales; Podosporaceae
Exons: 1
Coding region: 1-720 (239 amino acids)
Source: RefSeq, a predicted model, not a curated record
AUGAUCACGCUGGUGAGUACUGGUUUGCCUCUGUCAGUCAUCAAACCAUCCCUCCACAAACCCUCGAAUUUCAUCAACAAAAUGCAGUUUACCUCCAAGACACUUCUCUCGCUUGCAGCGGCCCUCUCUGUUGCCGCUGCACAGUCCGCCGACUGCGUCUAUGAUGUGCAAUCGGCCCCCUUCCAUCUCCGACUCACUAGUGACGACGCAAGACUGAAUGACACUCUCCUAGUCUCAGUCCAUGCCGGCCCCCCUUUCCGACAACUCGUUUCUGAAGCCUUGUUGGAGGAGAAGUACCCGGGGAACAACCUGUCGGACAUUUCUAUCAACUUCUACUACAACACCACCUCCACCAACGACCCGAACCUCAACUGCCUCCCGGGGAAACUCCACUGGGCGCCUGAGCAGAGCUGGCCUUCCGUGUUCGGCCUCGAGUCUUCACUUGCAAGCAAUGUCCUGCCGGUCAUCGUGAGCCCGACGCAGGAAGAGGGGUCUGGCCCUCAGUUUGACGAGGAAGGCAAGCUGUUCCAGCGAGCUAGGUCCUUCAGCCCCGUCAUCACGGAUGAGAAUACCUGGAGCGGUGCCAACUACUACAAGUGGUUCGUUUGUGCGACGGUUUAUGGCAAUUACAACUAUGGUGAUGCUCUGACCUGGGUAUCGGGCGGUCUGCCGGAUGGGAAGGACUGCAGGGCUGUCAACGUGACGCGGGAGUGGGCUUGA